AUGGUGAGUAUAAACAUAAAAAGGUUUUCCUAAAGAAAUACAGUAGUACUAUGGGUAUAAAAGAAAGAUAUGUUGUCAUGGUCAGGUGGGCUGUUUGGCAGUGAAUGCAAAGCAAUCAGCUGGUGAUCCGAGCAGUAUUCAAACCUCUGAUUGCGAGAUGGCAGGUCCCAAACAGCUCAGUCAAAAUGGCCGGGCAGCUGGCAAUUACUCCAGCCGCCUAAUCAACACUUUGAUUUAGUAAUAUUAAAAUUAAUGAUUUUGAUAACCACCCAAAUUUUAGGUCUUUGCUGCCUGCUUCUUUGGUUUUCGGUCUACUAUUGUAAAACAUUUUGGCUGGUCUGCCUAUAUGCUGAACUCCCAGUCAUCGUGCCUCCAGUUAAUUUCUGAGGGUUCAUGACCUAACCAUAUCUAUAAGUACGUCCAACAAUGUUUAAACAAUUUGCACUGCUGUCAACACUGCCUUUGCAAAGGCUUAAUAAUGAUAAAAAAUAAUAAUAAUAACUUUUAUUAUAUGGAGGAGAGUGUUUUACUGGGAACUAAACCACUCGUAGAUUUCAUAUGCCACUUCAUCCGGGACCCGAGUGGCGUAUUUUCCGUAUGUCACCUUUGUGAGUGUCGUAUCGUUCAAUGACGUCACGAUUCCCGCCUUUUGCUUUUGUUNCAUCCGGGACCCGAGUGGCGUAUUUUCCGUAUGUCACCUUUGUGAGUGUCGUAUCGUUCAAUGACGUCACGAUUCCCGCCUUUUGCUUUUGUUGAAUUGGUUUCUCCAUAUAAUAAAAAGAACAUUACACGUUGGCUCAAAGAUAUGAAUUUUAUGUUCGAGUGGCAAAAACAAUAUCUCACUCGUUCGCUUCCCUCACUCGUGAGAUAUUGUUCUUGCCACUCGAACAUAAAAUUCAUAUCUUCUCGCCACCGUGUAAUAUCCUCUAUAUAUAGCACUACUUAGUUUAUUUUUACAUAUUCUGAUCAAAGGCGCUUUACAGGCUUUACAGGUAUAAUAACAUUAAAAAUUAUGCUAUGUUACAUAUGUACAAAAACUAGCUAUAGAGCGUUUUCACAUGACGUCACGGCGGCCAUAUUGGGGUCCCAAAACAAUGAAAUGGCAGCCAUGUUGGUGUCCCAAACCAGUCCUCUGGGAGUUGAACUCUUUUCUUAUGCAAAUGCUUUCUUUUGUUCCAAUAAAUUUGCAUAGAUGCUGGCCACGUAAGUGAAAACACUUUAUAAGCAAUGAAAAAUAACAAAGGAAAACAUAUUUUAAAAAAAUUAUCAUUAAAAUAGGAAAUAAAUUAAAAUGCUGACGUAAACAAAAAGGUCUUAACAGCUUUACGUAAUAGCACAAACUUCAACUGUGUGCGGAUGUAAUAAAUAAUUAUUUUUCUUUCUUUGCAAAUAACCCCAUUUAGGACAAGCAGCUAAAAGGUACAGUGUACAGAAUUACUGGUUCAAUUCCUGCCAGCAACUUCAUUCAGUUUCCUCGUACUAGUACGCAGUCACUGGGAUUGACUGGGCGGUAUUUCUACUGCCUCUUUCGGCCAAUUCCUGGCAAAUAUUUUGUGGUGCAUAUUGAUGUGGCAACAGAUGAGGGGCUGACCAUUAGGAUUUCCUUUUCAAACAUGUUCAAGGAGUUCAAGUCAACUUCAACGUGGCUGCAAUUUCCAUUUGUGUCAAGCCCUCCUCCAGGAUCUGUUGACGAAGUUACUGUUGGCGAAGCAUCAGUGUUAAGUAGUAAGUCCAAUAAUACUGUAAAUCCUGUAUUAAGCCCCCCUCCCCUCCCCUAAUUAUUCUUUACUCAUAAAUGAGAACAAAUGUCUUUUUUUGAUCUUCCACUGUCUUUCCUUGUUGUUACCUUUAUGAGCACAGGAUACCAAAAUUAUCGAUGCCUUCAAUUAAAUAUUGAAUUAAAUAAUUUUGUCUCACUCUGUAUCAACAAUUUCUUUGUUCAUUAACAAACAUUGUCUACCCCUCAGCCAUCAAACCAUCUUUCCAAAUUCCCACCCAUCUGUAAGUCAUGUAGCUGUGAAUCAGAAUAGUAAAUUUUCAGAAUAAUAAAUAAUAUUAUUUUCUUGGGUAUCUUAGGUCUUGUUGGUAUGACCCCACAGGCGACACGAUGGACUGUUCUGGUGCUGGACUUUCGAUAUAUCUUAUCUGUUUACCUGAACCGCCAUUAUGCAUACAUGAAGAACAUUCGUUUGUGUGCCAAUAUGUUUCUUAAAGGACUGUUUACUAGCGACAUUGAUUAUCAGCCUGGAAUCUCUGCUUCUGAAGCCCGGAAACUGGGUUUGUUAGACCAAGGUAUCAGUCCCAUGCCAAGAGAAAUGGCAUUUUUGCUACCAAAAGGAGAAGAUUGGCUUCUGCUGUAUGACUACAUCAAGUUUCCCCCUGAUUCUAAAGUUGCUCAAUUUGGAAUCAUAGCAAAUGUGAAGUCUACAUUGAGUCACCACAAGACCGUCCCAGUUCAUCAAAGUUCAGAGAGAGAACAUUUUCAUUACCAGGAUAAAAAAAUUAAGCCAAAUCAUCGUAGUCGUGUUAAUGUCAAUGGAAAACUGCCUAAAGGAAGUUAUGGAAAUGUUCCUGUAAGGGAUGAAGAGAAGGUGAAUAAUUACUGACUGCAAAGAAUGUCAGUUUUACAGCGUGCCAUUCGGGCAAGCUGUAACUGUGGCGGACAUGAACUAGCCCAAAAGUCAUUUCAACUAGCCUGAAAAGGUUUUUUGAUGAUCUGUAAUUUGAAUUCCCUUAAAACCUUCAUUUGCCCAUUGGGUAAGUUAGGAACAGAAUGCAUUAGCCUGAUAGCAAAAUCCACUAGCCCAGGGCUACUGGACUUUACUGACUUUCUCUUUGCCCACCGAUUCUAUGCUUUGUAGACAGAAAAGCUUGGCAGUGUUAUUUUAGUACUGUAUGAACAUAUUUUUUUGUCAGACGGGCCAGGCAGUAGCUUCUAGAGUGGCAUUAGGGGACAGACUUAAUCCACAGAAACAACCUACAAAGAAGGUAUGUGGAAAUACCACUCAAUAUUUGUCAAUAUUAAUUUUCUGAGUCAAAGGGGGAGGGGGCGCUGAGCACAUUGUUCAUUCUUCAGUUUUCAGCUUAGAUAUGACAAUGCCUCCAGGGAAAAAUUGAAUAUGCCUUUAAUUAGGAAGACAUGUAUGUGUGUGGUACUUCAUUUUCAAUGUCUUGUCAGUAAGUUUAGGUAAUCCUACCUAUCCCCUUCAAUUUUCAUUGUGCUAUCCUCGAGCGCUGUUGUCAGAGGAGCUUGGUCUCCAGCUUGCAAAAAUCAACAUUUUGAGCCUAAAGAGGGGUGCUUUACUGAAGCCAGCACUUUUUCAAGCAUUUAUAGUAAAUGUUUUUCUCUUUCCUUCUCUGUGUUUGUUCUUUCUUGGAAAACUGUGCAAAGGAGAAAGUAGCUCAAGUCAGUCAUAACCUAUGUGUUAUGUUUGUUCCUCAGCGGCAGUUUGUCAUUCCUACUGCCCUUCCAGCUGUUGGAGUGCAGGGAGCAGAUUUGGUAGAUGAGAGCAAUGGUGAAGUGCAUGUUUAUGCCCAUCCAAGCAAAGUUGUCAAUAAUCUUCAGCAUCCUAAAGAGAGAGAAAAGGUAUGAUUUAUUUUGAGCCCAAUCUUUUUCUUUUAUACUUAUGGUGCUAUUGCUUCCAUGUUGCAAUCAAAAUAAAUGGUUUAGCAACUGCAUGUAAUAGCUGCGCACAGUCCAUUCAAGUUCAGGGUAGUACUAGCUGUCUCCCUACAUUACCUACCACCCAUUUGCUGCCUUUUCACUUACCUACCUGUCCCUCCCCCAACUCACUGGCCUGCUGCCUACCCCCUGCUUGUACUAACCUACUUCAUACCUACUGACCUACCUACCUACCCACCCGCACACUUGACUGGCCUAUGAAAUCAAACUUACCUAACUUUUGGGGAUAGUUUUUCUUUCAGGAGAAAAGGCAGAAGUUAGUACCUACCAGUGGCGGAUCUAGAGGAGGGGCCUGGGGGGCCCACUCCCCGCCCUUAUUUUAGACCCAAAUGAGGCCCGCAGGGCUGAAAAAAAAUUUUUUGAGCCCCCCCCCAUCUGAAGGUCUGGAUUCGCCACUGCCUACCUACGUGUCUGCCAACCUGUUCAUCCACCCCCUGACCUGCUUACAUGCUUACCUACAUGGGGACAGGGGUGUUUACCAUUUACACAAACCAACUGGGUGGAAACCUUGAGCAUUAUCGUAAAGUCUAUGAAAUUUGAUGUGGUGGGAGAUCAACAGGCUACACAGUAUAUCAAAAUCAGCUUAACAGACCAAAAAGAAUAGAAAAAUUGCAUCACCUCACAAACCACGGCCCUUAUUUUCUGAAGCUUCCCAUACAGAAUGGCCCGAACUAUUUGAUUUUCCAACUGCUUUUUUCAGUUUUUCUAUGUAAAUGGUAAGUGCCCACUCCCUUGUGUACCUACUAAUCUACCUGCAUACUUUUUUACCUGCCCACCCAAUGACCCACCUAUCUGCUUACCUUUUAACAGUUAGUUUUGACCCACCUGCCUACAUUCCAACUUAGUACCUACGUAGGUUGCAACUGCUCCAGCAUAGAUAAUAAAUUAUUGUAUUUUAAUUGGUUCCUUGAUGGCCAAUUUAGACGGUACGAAUUUUUCUCACCACUAUACUGUACAUUUAGCAUACGUCACAACUAUCGACCUUCCACAUGCACACAAUUUUCACUUACGAUAUCCACAUGUGUCGUACGGAUGUCGUCGGUCUAAUUCACACAACAUGAUCUGAGGUGAAGUCAUGACGUAUACUAUUUGCGCAUGAUAGUCGUAAGUAAAACUCGUACCAUCUAAAUCAGCCUUUAGACUUUUGUUUUCACAAAAAAAAACAUGUGAUGCAUUUGUGAGUAAAUGAAGGUGCUAUCCUAAUGGCUAAAAUAUGUUUCCAGGCUGCUCAAAAUACAAUAACACUGAAAUGCAAUUUUCAUGAGUCUCAAAAUUUUUUCUGGGCCCCACCAAUGAAAGCAGGGCUGUCUCCCUCCCAUACCGACCCCUACACAAACCUGCCCGGCUGUGCUGUGUAAAAGCCAUGCUUUUAAAUCUAAUCAGUUGUUGCCUACUUACACAUGUAAUGGUUUUCUCCUUUUAUAUUCAAUUUGCUGAAGAACCCUGAUUUACCUACCAAGCAACCUACCUACUCACCAAUAAUUAUACCCACUUACCUCAAAAGUACAUACCUACCACUUACUUAUGCAGGUUUCCUUUCUAAUUACCUUCCUUCCUCCCUCACAGUGUGUACUUGUUCACUGGCCCAUAUUACACAGCAGUUUUUUAUUUUUUAACUUCUUAGUUUCAGAGAGCCGAAAUACCCAAGGCGACUAAGGCAGGAAACUUUACGGUAAAAGUGGUUUCAUUUUUGUGUAAUUGAACAUUUAUUGCUAAUACAGCAUAAUUAACUAAAUGCACUUUUAUUAUUUAAUUACCCUCCUUUCUGGAGAACUGCAGAUUCCCAAAAUAUCGAAUGGAAUCAACUUUUCUUGCCUUUUUUGUAGACUCUCAAACCAGAUCCCAUUUUGUCACUCAAAAGAGUGGUAGGCUUUGGAGGUGGUACUUUUCGUGAGGUAAGCUUGAUUUUGCGCUUUCGUUUCAUUUUCUCCAGUGGCAGUCUGUGGUUUUUAAUCCCGCUUUUAACAGGCAAUAAAAAGUGGCAGAGGUAAAAAGUGAGCUAAUCAAAAACUGAGCAUUGUAAACAAUUUUUGCAGAAAAAAGGGAUCAGGCUAGGGACAAAUCUGUACUUUCAUUUUUGAACUGAUUUAAUUUAGACAACUUGACUGAGCUUCUGAAUGAUUUUGGCUCUAUUAUUGUUUGCCUAACAGUGUAAAGAGCUUUUCAGUUUUCUCUAGUCCCAUUUCUCCGUUAAGAAACUGUUUAACAGUCAGUUGGUUUAUGUAGUUUUUCAAAAUGACAAAUUACUAUUAAAUUAUUAUUAUCCCAAAUUAUAGACCAGUAUCCAAAUUAACAAAGCACAAUACAAUAGUUUCACUUUCCUGAUAUGGAGAUGAUACCCCAUAUUUAAAGCAAGUAAGUGAAGGGAAUACAUGGUAGUAAUUUUCAACAACACAACAACAUGAAAUGUUAUUUUUUUAUUAAACGAGUGUCAAUCUUUUUGCUUAAAGGCACUGUGGACCAAGAAUGGAUCAUGUAUUGUGUACCCAUGCCAUGCCAUCAUUGUGUCAACAGAUGUUACAUCAGGUCACCAACAGUUCUUUAUGGGCCAUACAGAUAAGGUAUUUUAAAGUCCUGUGUAGUAGAUACCAAUUCCAGAAGAAAAAAAAAUGAAAGUUGCCUGUGAGUAAGGCUUGAUAGCCCUUGAAUUGAACAAAGGCAAAUGUCAAACAGGGAAACAAGGAAGUAAUAUUGGUAUCAACAAUUUAUAAAACCACUUUCAAUCUGCAGAACAAAACCUCUCCCUGCAGGCGUGACAUGUGUUUUGGAGUCUGGACAUGUUUUUGGGUUAAAUGUUUGUGGAUUCUGGGGUGUGUUUUGGAUUCUGGGAAGUGUUUGUCCCUACUACGAGUCAUGGUAUAUUUGAUAGGAAAUGACUCUUUUAAAGAUUACCUUGGUCCAUGCAAAUUUCAUUAUUCAUUUUGUUUUUCCUUGUUCUAUGAUAUUAAGUCAGAGACACUUUAUUUAUCUUUUUCAGGUGGGGUUUGUUAUACAAAUAUGAUGUUUUACAUUUGUUGCUUAAUAAAGUGUGUGAGUGCGUGUGAAUUUUGUCAUAUCUUUAGGUUUCUGCACUUGCAUUUGAUGGAAAAACAGACAUUUUAGCUUCUGCUCAAACUGGUUCACCAUCAGUUAUAAGGAUGUGGAAAUACCAGUCACGAAAAUGCACUGCCAUGUUUAGAGCAGAGGUUCAUAAUGUUCACUGUAUAAGGUAAAAGCCAGCUUUUUGAAAGUUUUUUAGGGUUGAAGAUCCUGUUGAAAUGGCUGUUAAAGUGACAACCCUUGAAAAAAUACUGACAAUACCCCCUCCGCCUUUGAAAUAGAGGUGUUCUACACCUCUAAAUUAAGACUUUUUCUUUUGUUCAACUCUUCUCAAAGCAAUAUUAAGUUGCAUAAUUUUAUCAGGGCAAAUUUCAGAACUUAUCCAUGCUCUUCCAGGGACCUGGAGACUUCUUCACCUUAAUUUACUAACUUGUUGGAUAUGUUUAUUGACAAAGGGCUUAGUGCUGAGUGGUGCAGAAAUGCAAGCAGGGGUUUAACUGUCACAAAACUCACAAAACUGUGAAGCGAACAUUUGAAAUAUGCCAGGAAUGUUUAUUGUGUUAUGAGCAGUCUCAAUGAAGAUCAGGACAUGCGAGCAAGGCACAAAACCACAAACUACUGUUGUUGGACGCAGUUGGUUGGGUUUUCUCAUGCCAGCCGUACUUUUUCCUUAAAACACCGUAACAUUCCAGAAAUAAUUUUCUGGUGUUCACGGUUUUCUGAGCUUUACAGUGGUACUAUCACUGACAGUUACAGGGCUGUCAUGAAGAUUUCAGGGGUACAUGUAAUAUUAGUAGAUGGGGAAUUGAACAUCUAGGGAGUCUUUUUCCUUUUUUAGUUCUUUUUUCCUUUUGUUUCCUAUGCAUGAAAGUAGCCAAGGUUCAUACUCAUAGAAACCAAGGGAAAUCCCUGCCCCCGGUCCUUAUAGUGACAGCCUUGCAGUAAUGACAUUUUUAUUUAGUGCAACCUUAUUUAUUUCUCAAAUAUUUUAGUUUAUCGUACAGUGGAAACAUUCUGUGCGGAGUUGGAAAAGAUGGUCAUGGCAAACAGGUGAAGAUGUAUCUCUUGAAUAUUAGGCUGAUUUAGCAAUAGAAUGGGAACGUCAGUUGCCAACAGCGUGCACAAAUCAAACAACUGGGUUGACCAAUGGCACAGUGGCAAAUUGGGCACAGGAAGUCAAGUUUAGUCCUUACCGCACGCUUUCCCGUCGUCAAAUGACGUUCCCGUUCUGUUACUAAAUCAGCCUACUAUCUGCGUUCUGUGUCAAUGGGGUACCUGAGGGAUCAAGGAGUUUCACCGUUGGAAGUCCUUUCUUUCUAUUUGAAGGAAGUUUGAAUCAAAUGGAAUGUUACUUGCCAUUCUCAUAUUCACCCCUUUCAGAUUUCAGUGCAUGUUCUGAGGAUUCUUGGUCAAACCUCAAAGCACAUUUCAGCGUGUUGAUGCAUGGCAACUUUUUUCUGUGGAGAGCAUCCUUUGGUUUCUUUGUAUCCCUCACAUCUUAUUCCCUUAUCUCCCAGUGUAAACAAAGUGUAUGUGAUGAUUGCCUGGACAACUCCAUGCGGCGUAGAGCUCAUGGCUGAGUUGCAAGGAUGGCCAGCCAUGGGAGCAGUUUUCUGUCUAGACCCAGCUGGUCACAGUGGAGGCCCCAGACAGACCAGGCACCCAUCUUCCAUACACUGUACAGUGUGAUGCAAUUGUUAACCUUCACUUUAACUACAUCAUUCUUUGAAUUUGUUAUAAUGUUAUCACUGUUUCAGAUGGUUGUGGUGUGGGAUGUAAGCCAUGCUGUCAGAGGUGGUGAGAUGUCUAUCAUUGCCAAGGCUCACACUGAUGUUGACAUUUGCCGCAUGAGGAUAGCAGAGUUUGAUGACAGCAGGUACUGCAAAUUAAUAAUUGAAAAUAAUUAUCUUUUUGUUUACCUCAGUAUUACACUAUCUUUUAGUGAUGACAUGAGUAGUAUAGUAGGGACGUUUCUCCACUCUUUUGAAUUAGAAUCUCAUGAAUAGGUAUCCCACCAGAGUAACGGGUCCAUACUAUACUCUUGACAUGUGAUUCCAUUUAGAUCAUUUUUAAUAUAAAGGAAUAUAUAUUUUAUUUCAAUUGAUGUCAUUCAGAAGUCCUUCUUCAACUUCGUACCAGUUAAUAAAAAAUGAAAGGAUAUAAUGCUUCAUUUUCCAUUUUAUAUUAUUAUUUAAUAAUAAUUAUGAUAAUAAUCAUUAUUGACAAUAAAUGUAUAGUGAUAAUGUUAUUAUUGCUACCACUAUUAAUUUUGUAAUACCAUUUGACAAAAGCCAGGUUUUAUUCACAGGAUACUCAGGAGUGUAUUAGAAAUACUGUGACACUCCUGGGUUGCCUGUGGCCCAAGAUUUCAACUCCAUGGGUCAUAGUAUUUCUGAUGUCCCGGUGCUGGGUAUGGCUUUAUGUAAUGAAACAAAUAUCUAGUGAAAGCACCUUGCAAGGAAGAUAAUUGUGAACCUAGGUCUGUUCAGCUAAAAGGACUGAGUAUUAAUUUCAUGAGCUUCCUUUAAACUGCAACAUGCACGUAUGAGCCCACACACUACUAUUUACAAGCGUAUGUGCUUUCAUUUAAUGUCUUAAUCGUAUUUGCAUAGUUCAAAGUUUUACUUUGCACUGAAGAAGGGUUAUAAACCAGAAACCUCUUUCAAAGACAUUUAUGACACUUAAGACACACCAUAUCAAUUAUCUUAUUAUCCUAUGCAUCACACCAUUCUGUUCACCAAACAGGGCUUUCAGGAGGUCCUGUCUGCCUGUCAUUGUUGUUGCUUGGUUUGUUAGAUUUAACUUUUACAAACAAGUUAAAAGUAACAUGUGUUAAGACUAAAAAUCUGCAUUUAGCAAUUUAUUCUUUAACCUGGUGCUUCUAUACCUAUUCAGUUGUUGCACAUUUUUUGUUAAAUACCUUUAUAUUUUAAACAUUUCAUUGACAGGCUGGUUUCCUGCGGCAAUGACAACAUCCGGUUCUGGCGAAUUCGUCAUGGUUCUUUAAGAUCAUGUCCUGUUGACCUUGGUCGUCAUGGUUCUGUUGAUUUUAAUGACAUUGUCUAUGGAGCUAAAGAUCCUUUAAGUGCAGAUCCUACAGUUAGGAAAGUGUGAGUGUUAUUAUUAUGAUUUUUUUUGUUGUUCAUUGUUUUGCAGUUCCAUCAGUGGCUUUGGUGUGGGGUCAGUAUACCAUUAAACAAGCUUUUUUGGGGAGUGAGGGGCACCCCAGCUUUAGAUACCCAUGGAAAGGGAUGCAACCAGAGUCUGAACAUAAAAUUAUUGGAUUCAUUUGAGCACUGUUGGUUAAUGGCAGUUAUGUGCUGAGUUUGAAAUGAAACAAACAAUAUUCUUCACCUCAGUAGUAAUAAAAUAUACGGAAAAGAACCUUGAUAUAAUGGAACCUUGUUAUAGCAAACAUGUUUUGCCGUUCCCUUGCCCCUCAUUUCAUCAAAGUACCACUGUAGCCAAGUAUAAAUUGCAUGCAAAUGAGGGCCAUCCAAAGACAAAUUUCGCUACGAUAUGUACACAGCUGUAGUUCUGGAGGACUCUGAUCAACAAUCUUCCUGUUUACUUUUUAUUGAUUGUUCUGCAGAUAUUCUUGCACAAGCCAUGGAACAGUGUAUCAGAUUGACUAUCAGAAGAUCAUGCUGGACAAAGUUAUCAGACUUCUCCCUGUGGGUUCAUAUCACAAUCCUGUGGGUAAAUAUGGUGGCACCACUCCAACUGAGUUUGGGCUUGGAAUUAACUCACUCUGUGUGAAUGAGUCAUUCUGUGCCACUGGAUCUGAUGAUGGUAUACUUCGAUUAUGGCCUUUGGACUUCUCUACUGUCUUCCUUGAAGCUGGUAAUAAUAUAAAUGUAUCAAAUUUUUGUCUUUUAAUCUUAUUACUAAAUUAUCAUAAUUAGUUCUACUUAAAGAUUGUUUCUUUGUUGAGUUUUUACCCAUGAUCGGUUGACUGAAACAAAAAUGUCAGGUCAGAGUUUUUAUGGUAAAUUGAAAACAUGAUGUCAUUAUGAUAGGGAUAUCUUUUCAUGAUGUUUUGCUUUCUAUGAAAUGGUAAUCUUUUCAUUGACAAACCUGCAACUACAUGACUGUACUUCCAGUUUUAUAAGAUUAUACCACGAGGACUGUCAGCUACAAUGUAUGUGUUACAGGUCAAAUUUGUUCUCAGGUUAAAAUUUUUUAACCAAGGUUGAAUUCCUUUGUCUGCUAGGGCUAGAAGACAAAGAAAAUUUAGAAUCAACCUAAGUUAAAUCAAAAUAAUUUAAUCUGAGAUCAAAUUUGACCUGUAACAAAAUCUAAAGCAAUUUGUUUUGUGGCGCAAGUGACUUGAAAUGCAGCACUCUAAACAACCUUAAGUUUUGAAUCUUGGCAAAAAUGCUCAAAGAAUAGAUAAAAUGGUCAUAGUUUUUAGAGUAAUUUGUGAAAAGCUCUAUAGCUAGGUACUUCAUAAGGCCUAACCAUUCAGUAGCUUCCUUAAAGUGAUGAUCAUUGUCUUGGCCAUUGUGACUGCACAAGCUUGUCCUUAUCUUGUUAAUUAACAGCAAUGAAAAUUUUAAAUAACUAAAGAAAAAGCCAUGAUUAUCCUUAAAUAACAACUGAUUCCUUGUUCUUUUAAAUGGCUGUAAACAUACAUUCUCAGAGCUGACAAACUGAAAGAUUGUUCAAUUUUAUCUUUUUGUCAGAACAUGAGGGGCCACUGACAGCUGUGAAUAUAUCCAGUGAUGGAUUGUUUGUUUUAGCAGGGACAAAAACUGUAAGUAAGCAUCAUAACAUUUAUGCAAGGCUCCUGAGUCAUAAAUCAAGCUUGUUCCUGUUGAAUUUGUUUUUGCUGUAAUAACAAUACUAAUAUUCUUCUACAUUUUGGAACGAUUCCAUAUCAGCUUCUUUAAUUUCGCUGUUCAUUUUUUCAAAGGGUAAUCUUGGUGUCUUACAAGCUUCAGCUCGAUCCUACACCACUCUAAUGAGAUCACACACUAAGCAGAUCCUAGCCAUGUCCUUUGAUUCAACGCGUCGUUAUCUGGCCACAGUGUCUGCAGAUCAGUCCAUUCGAGUUUGGGAUCUUGAUACCCUUGCACAGCUGUUUGAUUUUCAAGCCCCAGGAGAAGUUCCCUGUGCCAUUGCUUAUCACCCCCGACUGCAGUGCUUUGCUUGCGGCUUCAUGUCUGGCUGUGUCAGGGUGUUUGAUGUUGGAACAACAAAUCUCUUGGCUGAACAUAGUCAACAUGCUGGUCAAGUAACUGGUUUGGUGUUCUCGCCAAAUGGAGAGUUCAUGCAUAGUGCAGGUGCACUAGGUAAUGAAUGGUAAAUUGAUAUGAAAGUUUAAAUGACAGAAUCCUAGCUCAUUCAUGACUAUUGUCUUCUUCAUAUUGCUCCCUUUGAAAAUGAACCUCAGGAAUCCAAAACUUUUUCCAGUUUUCCUUUCUUUUGAAGAAUUGUGUAAGGAUCCUUGAAAAUUAGCAUCUCAAAACCAGGUUCAACUUAAAUGAUAUUAAUUCAUUAACAAGCUUGUGUCUCUUAAAUUCACUGAUGUUUGCCAUUAUUGUUUGUGCAAAUCCUUGCUGUGCACACAUUAUUCAUGUCACAUAGUCAUGUUCCUGAAGGAUUUUCAAAACUAGUAUAUUUUCAUCUUUUAUCAGCUGAAGGUUCUUUUCUGUUUGAGUCUGAUGAAAUGCAUGACAAAAGUGCAUAACAAUAAAUACUAUUUUUCUUAACAUCAAAAGCAUAUUCUAACAUUCUAGUCUUUUAUGGUACUGGGUUUUGCUCUUAUGCCCCUUACCUCCCUCCUAAAUUGCAUUUUGUAACUUUACUUCACUUCUGGUCUGCCGUAAAAGCUUAAAAGUUUUCAAAGAAAUUAUUUUUACUGAAGCUGUGUCUUCUGUCUUACUUGGUAGGUUCUCUUGCCCUGUAUGAUGCAACUGAUGAGGGGUUCCAGCUGAUCCGUGUACUGCCCAAUACAGUAGUAAUGGGGGGUAAGUUUGGACCACAUGUACUGAGUGUGAGUGAAGACAGCCUGAGGUUGGCAUUUAUUGGACCAUCUGAAUACACAGUGACUGUUGCCAAUGCUAGAUCUUUGGAUGAAGUAAGUUUUAAGUGAGGUUAUCUUUUUGUUCCUGUGAUUUGUUGUGAACAGUAAUAAAAACCAGCCCUCUCACUCUUACAUGUACCACAAAGUCAACUCUCUUAAUGGGCUCCUCCCUUAAAUUGGGACUUCUAGUGCUCGUCUUUGUUUAUCCUUUUGUGUGACUAUAAGGUUGAUCUUAUUAUGAUGGACACUCCUUGUCCCAACUAUGUCCAUUUUUAAGAGAGUUAACUGUACUCAUAGUGAUGUCAGUAAGAUUUUAGGGCUCCAGGUAUAUGUAAUAAGUAGACAGGGAAUUGAGCAGCGAGCAUGUUCUUUGGGUUAUAUUAACGUUCCUUUUUUCCCCUUUAAAAGUAGCCAGGGGUCAAGCUCAUAGUAGCCGAGGGAAAUCCCUGGCCCAUGGUCCUUAGUGACAACUGUGAUUCACUUGCAAAUGAUUGUCUAGUCUUAUUUUAAACAGUCUGAGAAAAGUGUGAUCAUUCUUCUCAGGUUUCUUAGGCAGAAGUUGCAGUAAGAAGCAUCAAACUGUCUGAAAUUAAGUUCUAAAAUUCAGCCUCGGCAGGGAAAGUUCAGUCAGUAUAGCAGUGGACUUCAGAUAAGAGGUUGUGGGUUCUGUCCCUUUGAGAGGACCAAUACUAAGGGUCCAAUAAACUGAGAAAUGAAGAUGGUGGCUUUGCGAAUGGCUUUUCUCACAUGACUGGGGUGACCCUGUAGAAAGGGCAGUGUUAUCUCCAGGGGAUGGUGUAAAAAGUAAAAAUGGUGUCCAGCCAUUACUACUUUUGUGCCAAAUACUUUGACUUUUAAUCAAGUACAUGUUUAACAAAUGCUACCAUUGGGUGAAAGUUGGGCUUGACUAAUUUGUAGCAUGAUGAACAAGUCAAUUAAAUGCUUUCAUCACUUAACAGACUGAAAUGAGAUUGUCAGUGUUUAUCAAAGGCAUUAACAUUUAAUAACAGGAAAUGUGACAGAGGGCAAUGUGUGUAAAUGUUAAAGUGCUAACAGUGUUUUUCAUAUCUGUUUUGAGGUUUUACGAGUGGAUAUCAGCACAAUCACUGCAGAUAGAUCCAUUGUAGACUCAGCCUUUCAUGUUUGUUUUGCCCCAUCAUCCGUCAAACAACUGUUGGUUGUCACUUCAACAAUAAGGCUGCUAAAACUCGAUUCCCAUAAUGGAGUCCUCUUAAGUGAGGUUUGUAAUUUAUAAUAAUCACUGAUAAACUGCCAUUACAUUUAUUUUACAUUUUUGUUUCAUGUUCAGGUAUUUUGGCUUUACCUGUACUUACAGUUAAUCUAAGACUGGGUUUUUGUUCAAACUGGAACGACCAUACUUUGGGUCUUCCUUUGUUUAUCAUAGAAUGUAAUUUGUUUUCCAUAGAACACUUUGGAGCUCUGAAGAAUUUGUUUCAAAGUGUUCAUGAAUUCUGACCAGGGGAAACUGUUGAUAGUCUUUAAUGACAGAAGAAAAUCAGAGUUCCCAGCGAAAAAUUAAACCUCUUAAUUCAAGGAUGAGAGCCAACAACAACAAAUUAAACCUGCAUUGCAUGCUGGGACUUGGUUCUUAAGGCGUUAUUUUUUAUCAGCGUGAACGAAGUCACCUAACCCUGUCAUAAUAAUUUUAUUACAUUAUUCAGGGUUGUCAUUAAGAGCUGGGGGCCGGGGAUUUUCCCCGGCUACUAAGAGAGUGGCCCCUGGCUACUUUUAUUGGAACAUAGAACGAAAAGAAAUCCCUAGCCGUUUGAUUCCCUGCCUACUUGUUGUAUUUACCUGGCAACUUGAAAUCUUAGUGACAACCCUGUUAUUUUUGGGCACAUGUCAGUAUCAUACAGAUCUCAAGAUGUGGUGGCCAAUCAGUUUAAAACAUGUGAUUGUCAUAGUUGAGUUCUAUGGGUCCAGAUUCAAGCCAUUCCAUUUCUCAGCCAAAAGACAUUGCUCCACUUUGUCACUCUUCACUUGGGUGUAUAAAUGGGCAGCAGCAUCAUAAGGCUGCAUUUCUUCCAUUAGGGAGUAGCAGCACUCUUGGGUGCUUCAUGCAACAGAACCUUUAUUAAGUUCCAGCCAUGUGAGCUUCUUGAUUCGCUUAGCAUUACACUCCAAUGCUCAUUUUUGGAAUUUCCUACUGGCAAACAGUUAAUUUUGGGAAUCACAAUUUUCUACUGCUAAAUGAUAUACUUCUCCUGUCUUAGAUCUCCAACAUCCAUCGUGGUGGUUGUUCUAGUUUAGAUGUCAGCCGUGAUGGCAAACAUUUAGCCACUGCAGGAGAUAGAGUUAUCAAGAUUUGGGACUACCACAUGAGGCUGGAUAUCAACUUUCAGGUACUGGAAUAAGAAAAAAAAAGAGAAAUGUGAUUGGAUUCAAACUCAGUUGUUUACAGGUUAUGGAAACCCAAGGCUGCUGGUGGGCAGCUUUUAGAUUUUACAGUAAAAUAUUAUCACAAAUCUAGCAAGAGUGGGUGCCUUUCCCUGAGUUUGUUUCACAUAUAAAAAACAAAACAAGGCUGCAACAUUUACCUUGAAGUUACUUUAUACUGUAGAAACUGAAGCUGUGGAAUAUGGGGAAUUUUACAACUGACCAUGUCAUUAGUAUCUAAUCAAUGUCUCUGUACUCAAAGCUAUCCUGCACUUUCUCUUUCAUAAUAUAGGUUUUUAUAGGACAUUCAGACCAUAUACAGCAGGUUGCAUUCACCCCUGAUUAUCUUGGUCUUGUCAGUGUAGGAGAGGCCAUCCUUUUGUGGGAUUUUCAUGGAAGAGGAAAACAUCUUCACAUAAAUGGGUAUGUCAAUAAUAAUUUAUUGGAUUAUAAAAGUCGUGUCCUAAAGAGAAAGCUCUUUGGUCGUAUUUACAUAUUGAAAGUGAUUUGGUUACUGAGGGAAAUGUUUUAUUUCCUAGGUAAUUCUCCCUUCACAGGCUGGUGUGUAAAAUUUACCCUUGUAAUUGGGCCUAUUAAAAUGUCAAUCAUAGUAAUUUUAUCACUGACAUCUUGGAAAAUAAUAAUCGGAAAGUAUACAUUUCUAAAAGGCACCUUGAUCCUCUUUGGAGGAAAAUUAAAGUUACUAGCCCCAAAUGAUGCCUGGGUACCAUUUGAGCAUGCAUCCCUAAAGAUGACAUAAUUUAAGUACUUAUUACUGAGUAAAUGCGGGCUUUUAUUCUGAUUGCAAAUUGAACAAUAAUUUUUUUUUGUUUUUUGUUUUACAAUAUUCAGGGGGCGUGAACCACAGAAGAGCUAUAUUCCUGAUGCACCAGGUAUACAGUAUUGUACAUCAGACAUUAUUUUAUUUUAUUAGAUUCGCCAAUUAUUGACAGGGUCACCGCAACAGCAUUACUGUGCAUUACUGUGGGCCCAUAACAGUCCCUCCCCCCAUGAGAGAUAGACCACCACACCGGGGACUACGUCCCCUACUCUUUACGAACAGUGUAUGGGUUCUUUAACGUCCCACAGAAUUUAUAUAUGCAAGGGUUGUGAGAUGGGGUCUACAGUUUAUCGUCCUUAUCCAAGAAGACGAGAAAGUCUAACCGUUUGCAGAUGUCUUUACAAAGGCAGCACUUUCUCCUCAGUUAGUUAAAGACCCUGAGUAUUGGUCCGGCUGGGACUUGAACCAGCAGCCUCCCACCCAGCAGACCAGUGCUCAUCCAAUUGAGCUAACCGGGCGGUGGGUUAUACCUCCAUUAGAGGAAAGUUCAAUUAAGUUGGUAUUUAUCUAUUAACUUUGUUUAUCAAUUUUUUUUUUCCGUUUUAAAUGCAGAUAAAAGUGUGAGAAUUACUCCUGAAAGACCAUACAGUCCUAUGCGUGCUCAGCCACACACAGUCACUCCCAGAAAAUAUGUUCCUGUACCUGCAACAUAUGAACCUCCUCAGUUUGAUGUAAGUCCAAUUCCUGCUAAUGGUCUGGACAAUGAAGAAGUGCCCAAUACCAGACACGAUGGAGUGCCUCAUACUGAAAGACAUGAAUAUUAUUCUCCAAAGAAAAUCCUGCAGGAGCAGAUUCCAGAGGGCCAAAGCAAACAUGUAAGUAACAUUGUGAAGGUAUUGUUUAAAACACAAAGAGGAUGCUAAUGAUAACAGUAGUCGUUUUAUAAGUAGGUUGAGUAUGAUUGUCCAGGUGAAUGUAGUCCUGAAUAGGACUGUUGUUGUUGGCAGUGACUGACGUUUUGACAAUCUGUGCGGUAGUGUUCUUCAGAGUCAAAGUGAAGAAGACUACCACACAGGUUGUCGAAAGGUCAGUCAUUGUCAACAACAACAGUCUUAUUCAGGACUAUUUCUUUCUUUCAGGGUUAUUUCUUUCUUUAGUGUCAGUUAAUGUAUGCUGUUUAUUGUUUUGUUCAGAAAUCACCCAUCAAGACUAAAUCACCUGCAAGGAGACUCAACUUCAAUAUCCCUGCAGCUUCUGAAUCUAGAAUCCCAAAUGGGGAAAUUCAUCAUCCCCCUACAGUCACCAAGCAUUUCAAGAGGCAUGAUAACAUGUCCUCCUUGGCUGAACGCAGGUACACCGCUCCACCUAACCAAGCAGGCCUCCAGCUAAAAUCUGUUCUUGGGUACAAUGGAAAUGGAAGGAAGAACAUGAUUUGGAAAUAUGAUACAGGUACUUACAGCUUCUGUAGUGGUGUAAGUAAACAUAGCCUUCAACUGCAAUCAGAAGGUAGAGGUUGCUCACAACUCACAGGUUAAUACCAUGGAUAGCUUGAGUAAUCUGGAUCUUCUUGAGAAGCUUUGGCUUUAGAUGCCCUCCCCUUAGAAUAACUUUCCUGAAGUGAUACUCUGUCUGAAACCCGGUCAUAAGCGCUGAUUAGACGACGUAGUACUUACAUUGUUUUAGUUCUUGUUUUUGAAUGACAGACAAAAGGCUACAAACGUCAAAUGCAAACAUGAUGAAUCAAUAACAAAACAUUCAAUAUUUGUGGAAUAUACUCUUCUAUAGAAAUGGCAUUUGAGUUUUGCUGGAGCUCGUUCGCAGAUGAACACAACACUUAACCAAAAUUGGCCAGGAGAAACGUAAAAUUGAACAAAUUUGCAUUUGGCAUCCCAUGACUACUGGAACUAUUAUGUAAACAUUGAUUUACGUCAUGAGUAUGGAAUUUCCGUCGCUGAGUUGCAGACAUUCCUCCUCACGAUACAUCCACAGAGGCCAAGAGCAAGGAGAAACGGCUGUUUUUGCAGGCUACCACAGCUCAAGUUUAAUUUAAGGAAAAAAUAAGUGUCAGUCCGAUCCAUUGUUUAUAGUAAUAACCUGGCUUUGAAGAUUGGAAAAAGUAUCAAAAGAAUAGGGAGAAAAAAAAUAACAACAGGAAAAUAUUUAAACUUAUGUACACUUAUGUACUUAUGUGUGCACCACCCAAACCUAGAAGCCAAACAUUUGUUGCAUUUGUCUAGACAAAAGCAACGCAACAAAGUGGCACUAAAGGAAAAUCAUGGGAGUCAGUUGGUUAUGUUUGUGGCCAGCCAGGUUUCCUGUCAAUUUAUCCAUGCUGUUUUUUGUUUGUUUUAAGGACUGUUUGCAUAUACUAGUGGCUGCCUUGUAGUAAUAGAGGACCUUCAUUCUGGCACUCAACGUCACCUUAUGGGGCAUGCAGAAGAGAUUUCUACCCUAGCUUUACAGCAUGAUGGCCUGUUUCUGGCCUCAGCUUCAGGACCCAGUGACAUUAAUUCCAGUCAGAUCUGUUUGUGGAACAUACAAGAAGGGGUGUGCAAGAAGGUAAAUAAUAUUAACAUCCUAGAUGAAAGGCAAGUGGACAACCCUUAAGUUGUUGCUUUAUUUCUCUCUUCUAAGGUUAGCAGAUCUUGCAUUUCCACCAGCAAUUUCAGAUGAAAACACACAAGACCGGAAUGCACUUUUGUCAUGGGGGUGCCCCUUAGGUUUCUAGUUGAGGAUUUUGGUGUGGAAGUGCCCUCCCCUCCCCCUCCCCCUAGUUUAGAUUCGGUGUUGUGGCUAUUAAAAUUAAAGAUGUACAUCUCUGGCACAAAUCUUAUUCAAGUUUUGCGGAAUAAGGUUUAGGCUUUAUCCAAGCCUGAGCAUCUUUGGAAUUUAAAGUGUUAAAUAAAAGAUUUUAUUUUGUUGUUGUUUUUCUUCAGGAUCUUUCCCACCAUGAGCAUGAGGUUGUCUGCCUUGCAUAUGCCCGUGAUGACAGAUUCCUGGUUUCUGUGGGUGAUUACAGGGAAUGUUCAGUGGUUGUGUGGUGCACCAGAGAUCUUGUUGUUCUAACUGCUUCAUAUGCAAGACAUCCUGUGCAUGAUGUCAUGUGGGAUCCUUAUACUGCAAAUGAGUUUGCUUCAGUGGGACAAGAUGGUUCUGUGUUGUUCUGGCUACUAGAUGAAACUGGUGAAAAACUGACUCUUAAUGUAAGGUUCUGCCAUUGUAGUGUGUAGCAUACAUAACGAUAGGGAGAUUGAGUGGUAGCAAUGAUGAUGGCAAAAGCACUGUCGACAUCAGUAAAGCAACAGGAUUAUUGAGUAAACAAUAACUCUGCACAUGCAUCACACUUGAUUGGCUCAUUUCUUUGUCUUUACUGCAUGACUUAGAAGGAAAUAUCAUGGCACAACGUUUUAAGGAGGACAUAAACACGUCAAAACCAAUUUUUUUCUCUAUUUAAACUUGGGUGUGGUCCCCAAGAAUUAACCCCCAGGAAGUCUCACCUACUUUGUACAACCUGUAAGUGCACUGGAAUAAUAAUUGUGAAAAAAUUAGAAAAAAUAUUGAAUUGAUUUUAAUUGUAAUGUUUCACUGUCAUUGCCAUCUUCCCUGCUAAUUAAGAGCUCCAUAAAGUCUUGACUUAAAGUGUGAUCAUGUAUGUUGAAGGAAUACAAUAGAUCUAAAAAUUGAUGCUUUUUCAUGACAUCAUGCCUGCCAUAUUGCUGUAUGAAAACAAUGAAAUGGCAGCCAUGUUGGUGUCCCAAACUAAUCCGGUGGAAGUUUAACCUUUUUCUUAUGCAAAAGCUUUCUUUUGUUUGUAUAAAUUUGCAUCUAAGCUGCUGGCCACAUGAGUGAAAAGGCUCUUAAGGCAGUGAUGUGGUCAUCCAAAAGUAUAGAAAUAAUUUUUGAAUUAUGUGUCAAGACAAGUUGUACUGGUGGUGCUUUUAGACAAUUCUUGUUGUUAAUGAAGUGUAAAUCUGGACAAAGUAUUAGUAGAUGACAGUUAAAGGUAAAAAAUCUGUACAUGACCAGAAUAGUCUCUGGUUCUCUCUUAUGUAAAAUUUUGUCAAAUGAAACCAGUUUUCCCCAUGCAGAAGUUCUGCCAAAGAGCUUUUAUAUGAUUAGUAGCAUCAUAGAAUUUCAUCUACAGAUUGGCAAAUAAUCUUGCCAUAACUUGGUAUAGGGGUGAAAGGGUUAAAAUAACAUGAAUCUAAUUAAUUACCUUUCAGGUUCAUGAACCAGAGGUCCCAGAGGAACUUAUGCAGUCUAAGAAGGUACCAGUGAGAGGGUUCUAAUGUCCUUUUUGUCAUUUUUGUGUGGAGCUUUGUAUUAAUUGUGAUUUAUAGCCUGCUUUCACCAUUUCUGCCAUCAAAUUCUUUUCUAGGACAAUAAUGUUUUUUCAGUGUUCUGUAGUUGUGUAGUUUUAUCUGCUUUUCUCCCUCAUUUCUUUAAUAAAUACUAUAAUGUCAAACAUUCUUGGGUCUGACUAGUGAAAAACAGAAGCAUAGGGUUAUAUGCUUCUGUGAAAAAUCAUAACAUCUUUUACAGAGAGACGAGUACCACGCUUUUACUUCAUUAUGGUAUGCAGGAGACAGUGUUAUGUAUGCUGGAACUAGUGCAGGUGAGGUUGUUCAUGGAUAAUUAUUGUAAUUGAAUUAUUGUAUUGAAUUCUGUGUACAUCAAAGUUCUCUGCAAUCCAGUCAUAGUCAUUGUAAUGACAACCUUGUGUGUAGGGAUUGCCAACCUAGGAGCUUACUGUGUAUCCCCAGGACAUAGCCUCAACAUAGCAGUGCAGUUCUGUUAACUAACCUUAGGCUGCAAACAUCUGUGUGAAAAGCGCAUCAAGUGAUAUCGUUUUAUCUCUAUAAAGGGAUGCUUUCAGCUUGGGACACAAGGCAAAACAAGUGCUUUAUUCAUUGGGAAGGAGAUGCGACAGAAAUUGGUAAGGACUUAACAGACACUUUAAUGUUACAUCCAGUCUCUAACAGAAACGGGGCCUCUUAUCCCUUGAGCUUUUUAUGGCCCAAUGUCAGUGGUGGCUAUGUAGUCCAUGGAUUUGUUUUGAUAGAGAACAAAAAGUGGGUUAUUUAAAGAUAAAUCAUAGAUCUUAAUGUUGAGCUUGUGAUAAGGAAAUAUCCCUGACAAGAAUAGAACCCUUUACAUACUGGAAGACAAUCUCAAACCCGAGCUUAUUGGAGACUUGUGGUUAACGACAGUUGCUGCCCUGCUGAAAAAAUAUCUUCCUUUGUCCUAAGUGAGCUGAAAUUGUGUGGUUUUCUGUAAACCCUUCCACUCCUACGCUAUGUCAUCGAUUUCUCUAUAACUUUUACAUCUGUUGAUGAAAUCCAUGGUGCUACCAUUCAAAUGAAACCUGCUUGACAGAACUUCUGCAUAGCACUACUUAUUUGUACAACAAGAAAGUUCAACUUUCUUUUGAAUUCAUUUUUGGUUGCCCAUUAUUUGGAGUGAGAGGGUCAACCAGCUCAAAGGAUGCUUUUGGCAUUGCUUAUCCUAGCAGGGAUGCACAUCAUGUGCAAGCCUAUCUUGCCAUGAGACUACCAUGUCAUUUGAUUAGCUCUCACCAAAGUCUUCUUCAAGGAAGUAAUGGUCAUCUUAUUCCAGUCUGGAAAAAAGAUUUGUUCUCUCUAAGCAUGUAUAAGUGCAUUUGAUUAACUUUGCUCACUGUAUUAAUUUGCAGACUUAAUAAUGGGGCAUGGAGGUACCCUUAUAGCUGGGAGCAGUUCAGGAAAUCUCCGUCUGUGGUCUGUGGUGGGUGUGAGUGAAAUGAGGCUUCCUGGGGAGAGCACCAGGUAUUCUUAAAACAAUUUCUUUGAAUGCAUUCCCUUUGUGAUGAACAUACUUUCUCAUUCCUAUAAAGUUUGAAUCUGUCUGUCCUAAAAAUUAUUUUGCUAAUUUUACCCUCGAUUCAGACUAAAAGUGUCGUUCAAUUCGCCCUGAGGCAAUGUAAUGUAAGUCUUUGUAAAUGAGCAAUAUGCCAUGUUCCAUUAACACAGCUCUAUCUUGACAACUCUUAAAAGGCCUGAAAUUAUACUGCUGCAGUAGUUUCAAUUAAAUUUUAUAGAAAUUAAAUUAUCACCAUUGACUAUUUCUUUACCAUCACGUCAUUUUGUGUGAAAAUAUUAUGGUCUUAGAUUGUCCAGCAAUGGCCUUGUUAUGGAAGAUGAGAUGACUCUAGAUGGUGCUAUUACCUCUGCUUCCUUUGAUGAAGCACUGGAAACUGUGAGUGUUAGAUAUCGUUAGCCUAAUGUAAGUCAUCCUGAGUUUCUGUUUUUAAGAAAGAAAUAAAAGUUUCAUAACAAAUUUUAAAAAUGGUCUCAUUUUUCAGGGUAUCAUUGGCACGUCAUCAGGUACAUUAUGGUAUGUCAACUGGGAAGAAAGAACCAGCAUUAGACUUGUCAGUGGGCAUGCUAAGCAGGUGAGGAAUGCCCUGUUAAAGAAGCAGGUGUCCAGCAAAAUGCUCAUAUUUACCUACUAUUGACUAUAAGACUAACAUUGGAAAACAUUGGGUAUUUGGGUGCAGGUACAACUGAAGGUGUUAGGUUUUGAGUUACAGGACCUUAACAGGUAAAUGCUCUGUACUAAAUACAGGUCGGGGGAUUUUGUUAGGAACCCAAACAGAGCAAGUUGGAUGGGAAUAAAGUAGUAUAAAAGUCCCCGUUAAAAUAAUGAAUACCACAAUCCAAUGGCUAAAUCAUCAUGCAGUUCAUAGCACAAUUUUUUUAUGUAUCAACCUUUUGGAAAACUAGGGCCAGACUAACAAGCAUGGAAUUGGUUCAGAGUUCAUCAAACUUGAAUAUGUGUCAGGCAGUUCAGAAAUAAAAAUGGCCGUUUUUGUAUUAUAAACACCUCGUUUUUGUUUAGUCAUUGAAGAAUGGAAUUUGAACCACAAAUAAAUCCAAACAUAGACCCCUGCCUGAUGUUUUUGUAUGGCUGCACUCUCACGUUUUCCUUGUGUUUGAUGCAGAUUAGUGACCUGGUGUUCAGUGGUCCAGAUGAUCAAUAUUUUGCUACAUCUAGUGCUGAUGGUGUCUUACACCUCUGGAGUAAAGACAGCUUGGAGCAUCUACAAUUUCAAGUCCUUGAACAGGUAAUAAGUAAAAAAACUUUUUCUUGCGUAUCCCUCUCACUCACAUCAUGUCUUUCAAAAUAGAAUCACUUUGGUAACACUUUUACAUGGUAUAAUUUGUCUUCAAGUAUUAAAUUUACUGAAUUUAAGGGCUUAUUAACCAACUAUGUUUGCUUUCUUUCAGACCUGUAACUGUGUGUCUUUUUGCCCAGUUCCCGCAGCCACUCCCACCAAGUCAAUCACAAAUGAGGGACAGACAGUAGCCACUGUCCACCCACAGCCCUCACCUGCUGAGACUGCCAUUCAACCUUCACACUGUGUGGCUGGCUACAGUGAUGGCACCAUACGAAUAUUUGAUUUGGGAAAAGUGGAGAUGAUCAUGAAGAUGCAGCCUCAUGGUGCUUCCAUCACUACAAUUUCAUUCUCCGCUGAUGGUAAGGACGUAACCCAAAGUUUUUGUGUCAUCAACAAAAACAAGUUUUACCUAAGAAAGAUGUAGAAGAGUUAAGAGUAGAAACAGAAAUAAUUAUAGCGGUGGUAGAAUUAACCUUGCUCACUGAUAUCUAAUUUACUUGCUGAAGCCCUUUUACUCCAUAGAUGAACUUUUAUGGAAAUAUUUUUUGUUCUCUUUGUAUUAACAUGUAGGAAGAGUUAUAAUUAGUGGAGCAGAAGAUGGUUUGCUAGCUAUAAGCAGCCCUUCAACAGGUCUUACAAUCAGGCUAAUGAAUGACCACAGGGGCGCUCCAAUCACAUGUCUUCAUGUCUCUUCAAUCAAGGUAAGUAGCUGUAGCUGUGUCGGAUUGCUUGAAGGUGGCAGGUAAUCGUGAAUAUCCUUCUCAGUUUUUAACAUCCAGUCUUGGGAAGAUGAAUGGAGUAUUUGAAAGUCCAAAAGGGACGAGGAAUAAUCAACAGGCCUUUUGUUACUGGUAUAAUUAUCGCUCAUUUUGGGAAUAUCUUGGUACAAUGGAUCCCUCAGUGGCCAGGGAGUGAAUUCUCAGCAGUUAUUACAAAACUUCUUUAUGGGCACCUUUUGAAGGAAUCUAGUGUGUCAGUUGUACCUGGCGCUAACUUAUUUCUUGUAUAUAAUCACACAGACGUCUAAUGGCCUGCAUUAAAAGAAAUGAACAGUUAAACCUAUGUUUAGCCAUCACUCUUAGCCAACUGACUGCUUAAUAUUACUGCGUGACGGCUUUAUUGACGUGAAAACGAUAAGUUACUGGAUGGAGCUUUAGUAAGUGACUCCUUCAUGUAGAUUUGGCUUGACAAAGCAUUUCACCAACAUCAUUUCCUAACCAGCAUGCUAAGAUACCUGAUGGUGGUGCAAAAUAAAUACGUAAAAACUUAGAAUUCACUUUUUACAUAUUAAAACAUGGCUUCAGUCUAGAAGAUAUCUUAAGUAAGAAUUGCUGUGCACUUCGCUAGGAUCAACAUUACCCUCUAUCCUCUCCACUUCUGUGGCUGGCUGCAAGUGCUGAUCGACGUGUGAGCAUCUGGAGUGCCGAUUGGUCCAAAGACUUCUGUGAGCUGGUGGACUGGCUGACCUUCCCUGCACCACCUAUUGGAACUGAUGGAAAAGCUCUUAGAAGAGGAGAUCCGGUACAUGAGCUUACUGAAGGCUUUUUGACCUAAAAAAAGUAAUAUGUUAUCGGUCUUUCAAGAUAUGCAACUUCAUUAUCCAUCAAAAUCAAUUUUCAGGUUUUGGUUAUGACGUAUGUGAAACAUGCUUAAAAGACAAAAAAAUCCAGUGCCAAAAUUUACAUCCCUUGGGGACUGUUUAUACUUCCCUGGGCUGCAGCUUGUUACUUUUUGGCUACAUUCAACUGUUGAUGAGGGCAUUUGGUUCAGGUAUGAGACUGAAUGACAGAAAGCACCAUUCACUUUUAGUGGGAAAUAUGUACCGAUUAAACCAGUCAGAACACUACAGUUGAACCUCCCUACAACAACGGCCACCUUGGUACAGAAGAAAGCGGCCAUUGUUGAGAGGUGGCCAUUGUAGAGAGGUUGAAACAAGGGUGAAUGUAUGGAAUGUUCGCCAAAAAAAUGGCCACUGUAGAGAAGUGGCUGUUUGUGGGGGUUCGACUGUAUACUAAAGUCAACCACUGUAAAACCGAGUGUAAUAACACCGUGGUGGUGCUUGUUCAACAGGCUCAGUACAGUAAACUUCCACCCAGUCUGGCCCAGUUCUCUCCAGCAGACCCUGACAUCAUUGUGUACACUGGCUAUGGCAUGCAGAAGGUGGUGCAGUUCUAUAGUCUUUCUCAAAAAAAGGUACAACAACUCAGAUAGAUAGUGUUCUGAUUCCAAGAUAACCUUAUUGAAGGUUGUUUUAUGUACUGGUCACCACUUAUGGAUCUUUUCAUCAGGGAAGUAAUUAAAGGACAACAGCCUUAAGGGGCAGUUUUCAGUGAGGCAGUUAAGAAACAGUUCUAAUGCAGACAAUCCAAUAAACCAAUUUCAUUGUGACACAUUGUUGGAAAGACAUGAUCCAGUCACACAAGGCAGCAAUGCAAGGGUUUGCACUGCUUUCGGGAUGUUUAAAAAACGUUUUUCCAGGGUCUUGGAGCACCUUCUGGAAAUUACUGCUGGGGUUUUAUUAUUGUAUUGGAUGACUGUGGUACGGGAUACAGUGGAAGAAUAGUAGCACAGCUGCUACCUUAUUUGCUGUUUGGAAAUCAGUGUUUUAUAAAGAGUAAAUAAAUGAUGUCCUCAAAAAAUUUUCUUCUCUGUACCCUGCUGGAAAUAAUACCUGCAAUUUCACUUUCGUUUAUAGUAAGAGCCCCAAAUUUUUAAACCAAAGCACUUGCAAACAUAAGCGAGCUUAAGCUGGAAGAAUGCUGACGUCCAAGAUGUCAUAAAUAGCAACUGGAAGUUCGAUGUCUCGCUUGAUGGAACACUUCUGACUCACAUCAAAUCUAAAUGCCUUUGUUUUAACUGCCACUGUAUCAAUUUGUCAAAACAGAUCGCUGAAAGAGAGAAAAUAUCAACUUCUAGUUGCCAUUUUUGAUGUCUUCGACGUCAAUGUUUUCAUUGCUUAAGGUCCCUAUUCUUUCAAUCUUCAUCGAAAAUAGUGACUUAUCUUGACCACAUGUUAGGUUGUGCGAACAGCUGCAUUGACACAGUGGGCAACAUCUAUGGAUGUAUCACCCAAAGGACAUCUCAUUGCUAUCGCAACAGCAGGUAAACCACCUCCUCACUCAUUUAAAAUGUGAUUGAUGUAUUAGAUGUAUUGAAUCAUCCAAUAUGCAGACAUCAAGGCAGCCAAGACGUCAAGGUGUCUGGAUAUCAGGUAAAACACUGAAUGGAAUGCUUCAUAUAGCUUCUCAAAUAAUUAGUAAUUCUCAAAGAAAUUCAAAAAUUAAGUUUGAAAAAUUAGUCCUUUCUUGUCAACCUGUGCUUUGAAGUACAGUGUAUGGGACAAGUAGUGUGGUUGACAGUCAUGUUUUCAUGUUUGAUAUGACUGGAAAUAAGAGUUGUAAGCUACUUAAAAACAGGAUUUGUAAAACAGAAAGAAGGUGCAAAGUACAAAGUGUGCUAUCAUCACUUACCACUAGAGGCCUUUUGACCAUAACUGUAUUGUUAGCAACACAAACAUUGCUCGUGUUUUUCCAGGCAUACAAUAAUUUCAUUCUUUAUAGUACUGAAUUUCAUUCUUUAUUAAAAGUUAACACAACAUACACUGUUUGUUUUGUUAUGCUUCUAGAGCGACUUGUGAAACUUAUGGAUUACAGUGAGGGAAGUUUUCAAGAUUUCCUUGGACACUGUGGUGUUGUAAACCAUGUAAGGUUUUCACCAUCAGGGGAGCUUCUUUGUUCAACAAGCCACUCAGAAAUUUUGACGUGGACUGUAAAAGCAUAGUUGCAAGUCAAAAGGUCUGAAUGGUAGGUUCUUUUGGUUGAAGCUGGAGUUGUGAGUUCCUCUUUAAUGCACUUAUUAAGUGUAGAGAGAGCUCAGACUGGAGAGCUACGGGAGCUUCCACUGCAAGCAAAGGCAGACAGUCUGAUCAGCUCAAUGAAUUGCAUCAUCCUCACCAACAAUGGCUAGCAGAUAGUUUUCAUGCAAUAUGACUGAGAUAGCAUACACAUGUACAGCCUUGUAUAAGACCUUGUAUCAACCUGUAUAAGACAGUGUUAAUGACAGUGGCAAACAAACUUUCCCCUUCAUGUUGUCAUAUGACUCCAUGGUCUCUUCCAUAAAACCAUACUUCCUGUAGGGCUUAUAAUAUAAAUGGUGGAUAGUAGUUUGCUGGGAAACCACAGCAAGUAAGAAAAUUAUUGGUCAACUAAAAAUGAUAUUAACUCCCAUGUGGAGAUUUUCAUAAUAAAAAAUUAUAUGAUUGUGUGUAACUUAGAAACUGUGGCUAUGUAAAAUAUAGUGUAAAUAUUUAUUGAAUUUGUUUGGUAACAGGAUGAAGUGUUUUUUGUAAAAUGCCUUGCCCUGUUUUGCAGAUGUUGUAUUUUGAUAUAAAUAC
Porites evermanni is the source of this 27476-nucleotide messenger RNA. The record is from the annotation of a GenBank genome assembly. Lineage: Eukaryota; Metazoa; Cnidaria; Anthozoa; Scleractinia; Poritidae.